Molecule: messenger RNA, 1338 nt
Organism: Coregonus clupeaformis (lake whitefish)
Lineage: Eukaryota; Metazoa; Chordata; Actinopteri; Salmoniformes; Salmonidae
Product: metalloproteinase inhibitor 2
Exons: 5
Coding region: 138-713 (191 amino acids)
Biological process (GO): negative regulation of endopeptidase activity; negative regulation of membrane protein ectodomain proteolysis
Cellular component (GO): extracellular matrix
Molecular function (GO): protease binding; metalloendopeptidase inhibitor activity
Source: RefSeq, a predicted model, not a curated record
UCAAUGUAGUACGUGUAUGUAGAAGGCUUUAUUGGUUUCUCGUAGUUACUGACUGAAUUGUCGUGGGGUAAAUAUUUUCCUUCCACGCAAUAGUUUUUUAUUCUAUAGCGUCGACAGUAAAAUAAUUAGUUUCUAAAAUGACUUGGUCGGUAAGCAGUUGUUUCAUUAGUCUGGUAGUACUGUUCCUUUGGCAGGUCGAUGAAAUCUCAGAAGCUUGCACUUGCAUGACUGUGCUGCAUCCUCAACAGGGUUUUUGCAAUGCAGACGUCGUGAUCAGGGCAAAGGUGGUUGGAUUGAAUGUUGGGUCUAACACCAAGUAUGACAUCAAACAGAUCAAGAUGUUCAAAGGUCCUGACCGGGUUAUCCACGCCGUCUUCACUGCAUCCUCCCCAGCCGCAUGCGGCGUGACUCUGCAAAUCAACAAGGAGUAUCUCUUCACAGGCAAGCUGGUGACUGGAAGGAUGUACGUAUCACAGUGUGGCUAUAAUAUGCCCUGGGAAGACUUGAGUGCCACGCAAAAGAAGAGCUUGACUCACCGCUACCAAAGCGGCUGCGAUUGCAAGAUCAUCCGCUGCACUUCCCUCCCCUGUCCGAUCAGCGCCCCGGAUGAGUGCCUGUGGACGGACUGGUUGUCCAACUAUGGCCAAAGUGGACCUCAGGCCCAAAACCUUGCCUGUAUCAAGAGGAGAGAUGGGUCCUGUGCCUGGAAGUAGUUCCUGGAUAUUGAAGAGCCUUAUACUCUACAGGCCAUCUGCUGUGAUUAAAGAUGCCUGCAAUUAAUAAAAAAAAUACACAAAGCUACAAAUGCAAAUUAUGAUUUAAAUGAAAUAAAAGUGCUUACUGGUAACUUCUACAAGUGCAAUAUAAAUAUACUACAAAUGAAAUAUAACGCUCCAAGUAUUAACUUCUUCCGCUGAUCCGUUUACUAGUUUUUAAGCUAACAAAAGGUGUUAAUGAAACCCAAAAUGGUUCUCAGUGGUGUUGGCCCAUGUGUUUUCUUCUAAACAGAACAGUUCCUGAAAUGUUAUCCUAAAUCCUGGGACUCGUUCAACAGGGCACAUGGAGAAAGUUCAAAUGUUAUGUUCUAUACAUGAGGAACAAUCUGGCUUCUCUGACAGGAGGAAAGGAAUCAUGUCUGCUCUUUUAAUGGCAUUCCUAUCUGCAGCGUUCAACGAUUGUUUACUGAAUGUGGCUCUGAAUUAGUUUGGGUCUAAACCAGGGCUUCAGCUUUGUCAUUGACCAACUUAAACACUCUGAUUCUUAAGUCGGAAAAUAUUGGUGUGUAUUCUUCGGUGGGAUGAAUAUUCUAUUAUGUACAAUGCUUUGUUAAUGUGCUAG